GCGUGGCCGUACUCUGAUUGGUGACGGGUGAGGUGGGUCCGGCUGCGGCCCGAAAUCUUAGGACUUCCGAAAGCAGCGGCGGCGUUUGCUUCACUACUUGGAAGUGUGAAUGCGCGAAGAUGCGAAAGGUGGUUUUGAUCACCGGCGCGAGCAGUGGCAUUGGCCUGGCCCUCUGCAAGCGGCUGCUGGCGGAAGAUGAUGAGCUUCAUCUGUGUUUGGCGUGCAGGAACAGGAACAAGGCAGAAGCUGUCCAUGCUACUCUGCUGGCCUCUCACCCCACUGCUGAGGUCACCAUUGUCCAAGUGGAUGUCAGCAACCUGCAGUCGGUGUUCCGGGCCUCCAAGGAACUUAAGCAAAGGUUUCAGAGAUUAGACUGUAUAUAUCUAAAUGCUGGGAUCAUGCCUAAUCCACAGCUAAAUAUCAAAGCACUUUUCUUUGGCCUCUUUUCAAGAAAAGUGAUUCAUAUGUUCUCCACAGCUGAAGGCCUGCUGACCCAGGGUGAUAAGAUCACUGCUGAUGGACUUCAGGAGGUGUUUGAGACCAAUGUCUUUGGCCAUUUUAUCCUGAUUCGGGAACUGGAGCCUCUCCUUUGUCACAGUGACAGUCCAUCUCAGCUCAUCUGGACAUCGUCUCGCAAUGCAAGGAAAUCUAAUUUCAGCCUCGAGGACUUCCAGCACAGCAAAGGCAAGGAGCCCUACAGUUCUUCCAAAUAUGCCACUGACCUUCUGAGUGUGGCUUUGAACAGGAACUUCAACCAGCAGGGUCUAUAUUCCAAUGUGGUGUGUCCAGGUACAGCAUUGACCAAUUUGACAUAUGGAAUUCUGCCUCCCUUUAUAUGGACACUGUUGAUGCCGGCAAUAUUGCUACUUCGCUUUUUUGCAAAUGCAUUCACUUUGACACCAUACAAUGGAACAGAAGCGCUGGUAUGGCUUUUCCACCAAAAGCCCGAAUCUCUCAAUCCUCUGAUCAAAUACCUGAGUGCCACCACUGGCUUUGGAAGAAAUUACAUUAUGACCCAGAAGUUUUAUUCUAUUACAGUCGGAGAACACAUUCUGUCUGAUUUUUCUACCAUUAAAUUUGUCGAGGUUUGUUUUAUGGCCCAGGAUAUGGCCGGCUUUGGUGAAUGUCUCAUGGGCUCUCCUCCACACUGUGCCUGCUGUUGUUUCUUCUUUGGAAUUCUAAGAAAGGUGAUUCGUGUAUUCUCCAUAGCUGAAGAACCACUGACCCGAGAUGACAAAAUUACUGCUGAUGAGCUCCAGGAGGUGUUUGAAACCAACGUGUUUGACCACUUUAUCCUGUAUAGAGGUUGUAUGUCCAAGUUCCAAAGCCAAACUGCCUGCAUUCACAUUUCAGCUCCAUCACUUAUUAGCUGAAGGACUUCGAACAAGUUACUGAUCUUUCUGGAUUAAGUUCAAGUUUCCUCAUUUGUAAAAUAAGAGGUAAUAGUCAUUACCUCAUAAAAGUAUUGAAUAUUAAAUGAAUGAAUAUAUAUAUAUGCACAAACAUACAAUUGCAUUUGCAUAUAUUAAGUUUCUCAUAGAAUGCUUUUAAUUAAACAAUUUAAAUUUCCUUACUUGGAUGAAUGGAAUAAAAACAGAAGCAGAGUGGGGCUACAAGUUUUUAUUUUUGCUCCUUCAUGGUGUGGCUUCUCUUUAUGAAUAGGUGGAUGUAUGAGUAGAGAUUUGGAAUCUCAUAGCACUUUGGAAAGCAAACCUUGCUAUAAAGUUAAUGUGAAUGUUUUUAUAAGCUGAGACAUCUUCAGUUUUCUAAGAUGGCUCUUCCCCAGUUUCUAAUAUUCAAUGUGUUAUUUAUGGUAAAGCAAAUUGAUAUAACCCCCAAAUCUCAAUGGAUUUAAUGCAAUACUUUGUUCUUACUCACAUAAAGGCAAUUUAGUGGUUAGAGGGGUAGUGUUAGAGACGUGUGAAUGAGAACAACUCCAUCUUGAAUAGGAGCUGGGUAAAAUGAGGCUGAGACCUACUGGGCUGCAUUCCCAGAUGGUUAAGGCAUUCUAAGUCACAGAAUGAGAUUGGAGGAUGGCACAAGAUACAGGUCACAAAGACCUUGCUGAUAAAACAGGAUGCAGUAAAGAAGCCCGCCAAAUCCCACAAAACCA
Rhinopithecus roxellana (golden snub-nosed monkey) is the source of this 2113-nucleotide messenger RNA. RefSeq names its product hydroxysteroid 17-beta dehydrogenase 7 (gene HSD17B7). Gene Ontology annotation, molecular function: estradiol 17-beta-dehydrogenase [NAD(P)+] activity; 3-beta-hydroxysteroid 3-dehydrogenase (NADP+) activity; 5-alpha-androstane-3-beta,17-beta-diol dehydrogenase (NADP+) activity. The coding region runs from base 120 to 1373 and encodes 417 amino acids. The transcript is spliced from 11 exons. The record is from RefSeq and is a predicted model, not a curated record. NCBI's taxonomy places the organism in Eukaryota, Metazoa, Chordata, Mammalia, Primates, Cercopithecidae. Gene Ontology annotation, cellular component: endoplasmic reticulum membrane. Gene Ontology annotation, biological process: cholesterol biosynthetic process.